AUGGCAACCACAAGCCCAGAGUGGCAAGCAGUUGAUUAUCCCCCUCGUUACCUUGCUGAGAAGCGGUCAGCAUACGCAAUCCCACUUGUAAAGUCAAAGCGCGGACUUAUCAUAGCUGGCUCAAUUCUCGCAGCUGCCAUAGUACUCGUUGCUAUCGUUGUCCCUAUAUAUUUCGUCGUGAUCAAGCCAAAAUCAUCGUCGUCGAAUAAUAGCUCUGGCUCUCCCAGCAGUCCCACCUCCACCUCGACCUCUUCAUCCGGUCAACCUGCCUCCGAUGUCGUCACUGGUGGCAAUGGCAGCACCAUCACGAUGGAGGAUGGUACUACAUUCACGUACUUGAACCCUUUUGGUGGUACCUGGUAUUGGGAUCCUCAAGAUCCAUUCAACAACAAUGCUCAGGCUCAGUCGUGGACCCUUCCCCUCAACCAGACCUUCAGGUUCGGCAUUGAUAAGAUUUUUGGCGUCAAUUUGGGUGGUUGGCUUACUACGGAACCCGUGAGUUGCGCACCCGCUCUUUACCAGAAAUAUCCUACAGCUAUUGAUGAGUGGACACUGAGCGAAGCUAUGGCCGCUGAUACAUCACCAGGUGGCGGUUUGUCGCAACUGGAAACGCAUUAUCAAACGUUCAUUACCGAACAAGAUUUUGCCGAAAUUGCUGGAGCAGGACUGAACUUCGUUCGCAUUCCCCUUCCAUACUGGGCGAUCGAGGUACGAUCAGGCGAACCAUUCCUCCCCAAGACCUCGUGGACAUAUUUCUUAAAGGCCAUUCAGUGGGCUCGUAAGUAUGGUCUUCGCAUUAACCUCGACUUCCAUGCCCUUCCUGGAAGCCAGAAUGGGUGGAAUCACUCCGGCAAGUUCGGGUCAAUAAACGUUCUCUACGGCCCAAUGGGUAUCGCAAAUGCCCAGCGAUCACUAGAUUAUAUUCGGAUCCUCGCCGAGUUCAUAUCUCAGCCUGAGUACCAGGAUGUUGUUAUCAUUUUCGGCAUUACAAACGAGCCUCAAGGAACCCCGAUCGGCCAGGAUGCUCUCUCUCGGUACUAUAUGCAAGCAUACGAUAACGUCCGCGAGGCUUCGGGCAUUGGGGCAGGCAAUGGUCCCUUCAUUUCCUAUCACGACGGAUUCCUCGGUCUUCCUCAAUGGGCCGGCUGGCUCCCGAAUGCUGAUCGCAUUGCUCUCGAUGACCAUCCUUAUAUCUGCUUUGACGGCCAGUCUUCUGCCCCUAUGUCAUCUUACGCUCAGACUCCAUGCACUACCUGGGGUGGCAUGAUGAACACUUCCAUGAACGCAUUCGGGUUUACAGCUGCCGGAGAAUUCAGUAAUGCUGUUACUGACUGCGGUCUUUAUCUGAACGGUGUGGGACUUGGAACACGUUAUGAGGGUACAUAUACUCCAGGAACCUGGCCUGUCAUAGGGAGCUGCACGCCAUGGACAGACUGGCAGAGUUGGAACUCGACCAUGAAAUCAAGCAUUGAGCAAUUCGCCUUGGCCAGCAUGGAUGCUUUGCAGAACUGGUUCUUCUGGACAUGGAAAAUCGGAAACUCUUCUACUUCUGGUGUCGUCGAGUCGCCGCAAUGGUCGUACCAACUUGACCCUCGCGUUGCAUCAGGAACCUGCGCAAAUCAAGGUAUAUGGAGUCCUCCUCUCCAAGCAUGGCAAACGGGGGGUGCAGGUGCAGGCCAGAUUGCUGCAGCCGUUACUUCAUCGUACACCUGGCCGCCUGCUCAGAUCAGUAAUGCCGGUGCUGUCUCCUUGUUGCCUUCCUAUACCCCCACGGGAACUGUGGCAACCCUUCCCCCUCCUACAUUCACGUACUCUUCUGGUCAUGCUGUCAAAACUGCCAGUGCUGGGGAUGGCUGGGAGAAUCCCUCCGACACUGCAAGUGGAAUGGUUGGUAUUGCAUCGUGCAGCUAUCUCAAUCCAUGGAUUGGGACCGCCGCACCACCUUCACCCCUUUGUAGCAGUGGAGCUGCCGCUCGAGCGGUUCCUGCUCCACUCAUCACCCCCGUCGCUCGUCAUCAAUCAUAA
This is a messenger RNA of Suillus fuscotomentosus, 2025 nucleotides long. RefSeq names its product glycoside hydrolase family 5 protein. Gene Ontology annotation, cellular component: cell surface; extracellular region. Bases 1 to 2025 code for a protein of 674 amino acids. The record is from RefSeq and is a predicted model, not a curated record. The transcript is spliced from 9 exons. Gene Ontology annotation, biological process: glucan catabolic process. Gene Ontology annotation, molecular function: beta-glucosidase activity. Lineage: Eukaryota; Fungi; Basidiomycota; Agaricomycetes; Boletales; Suillaceae.